AUGGCUACAUCUUCCACAUCGACCGAUACUUCUCCAGCAGGUGCGCCCGAGAGUGUAUCCAGACAAUAUAAUCUUCGCAAUCCGCUUCCGCUCUCAGCUCCCCAAGAACAAGAAGUGAAACAACUGUACUACAAGAGAGUACGCGCCUAUUGCGCCCCCGAGAUUAAAGCAUUUGCCGAGUGUGCCGUUAACCGCACUGUCACUGCAACAUGGAUCUGUCGCCAGCAACGCCUCGCAAUGAAUUCAUGCAUGGUAGCCCACGCGAAGCCGGAAGAAGAGGAUCGCGCACGUGAGGAGUGGUUCGCGGGGCAUGAGGAACGGCGACGCGCGAAAGAGGAGGAUCUAGCACGUGUUGAAAAGCGGCGCGAGGAAGUUAUUCGCAUGAUGCGUGAGGAUGAAGCGCGCACUCGAGCGGCAGGGAAAUGA
Messenger RNA from Penicillium digitatum Pd1, 426 nucleotides. RefSeq lists its product as uncharacterized. Gene Ontology annotation, cellular component: mitochondrion. The record is from RefSeq and is a predicted model, not a curated record. NCBI's taxonomy places the organism in Eukaryota, Fungi, Ascomycota, Eurotiomycetes, Eurotiales, Aspergillaceae.